This is a messenger RNA of Trematomus bernacchii (emerald rockcod), 2870 nucleotides long. RefSeq names its product CD5 antigen-like. The record is from RefSeq and is a predicted model, not a curated record. The transcript is spliced from 8 exons. Lineage: Eukaryota; Metazoa; Chordata; Actinopteri; Perciformes; Nototheniidae. Gene Ontology annotation, cellular component: membrane. Bases 6 to 1505 code for a protein of 499 amino acids.
GAGACAUGGAUCACCUGCUGCUGCUGCUGAUGCUACUGCUCUGUAGCUCAGGACUCCAGGCUGAAGGAGAACACACCUCAACAGAGCCUGGUGUUAGGCUGGUGGGAGGAGAGACUCGCUGUGCAGGAGACCUGGAGGUGGAACAUCAGGGAAAAUGGAGACCAGUGGAGGGCUAUGACUCUCUCAGGACCCUGAAGGAUGCAGGAGUCGCCUGCAGAGAGCUCGACUGUGGCUCUGCUGUUUCUGUGGGGAGAAAUAAGUCCUCAUGGAGAUAUGUGUGGAAGAUCAUCUCUAACUGUGUUAAGUCUGGAUCUGCUCUGAGGGAGUGUGCAGAAACAUUUUUCUCUGACUACAUCCUGAAUCUCACCUGCUCAGACUCUGUCAGGCUGCUGGGGGGGACUGGUCUGUGCUCAGGCAGACUGGAGGUGAAGUCUAACCAGUCUAACCAGUCUAACCCGUCCUGGUCCUCAGUGUGUGAGGCUGACUUUGACCAGCAGGAUGCUCAGGUGGUCUGCCGGCAGCUGGGCUGUGGGGCUCCUUCAGUCCUCCAGGGGGCGCUCUAUGGAGAAGGGGAGGCUCCAAUGUGGACCAAAGAGUUCCAGUGUGGAGGCCAUGAGUCUGCUCUCCUGGACUGUAGCUCAGCCUCAGAGAGAAACACCUGCUCACCUGGCACAGCUGUUAGCCUCACCUGCUCAGAGCCUGGUGGUGUUAAGAUGGUGGGAGGAGAGAGUCGCUGUGCAGGAGACCUGGAGGUGGAACAUCUGGGAGAAUGGAGACCAGUGGAGGGCUAUAAAUCUCACUGGACCCUGAAGACAGCAGGUGUUCUCUGCAGAGAUCUCGAUUGUGGAUCUGCUGUUUCUGUACGGAGAGAGAAGUCCUCAGAGAGAUCUGUGUGGUGGAUCAGUCCUCUCUGUAUUCUGUCUGGAUCUGCUCUGAGGGAGUGUGCAGCAUCACUUCUCUCUUCCUCCUUCCUGAAUCUCACCUGCUCAGAUAAGCUGUUUCAGCCCAACAUCUCUGUGUCCUGCUCCAUGUAUGGGGUCUCCGGGGCCCAGCAGCAGGGGUUCCAGGUGUUCAGAGGCUCCACCUUCACCAUCAGUUGCUCCAUCCAGCCUCAGUACCCAGGAGGCUCCUUUCAGCUCAACUUCACCUCCAUCAACUCAGCAAACAACUACACCCAGCCAGCUGUCAAUCACUCUGCCCACUUCCUGUUCCCGGCUGCAGAGCCCGCCCACCAGGGAAGCUACAGCUGUGUUUAUCACGUCUCUGCUUUUUCUCAGGACUUCUCCUCUGAGAGCCGUCUGCUCUCCGUCACCGUCACAGAUCCAGAACCUUUUAUCAUCCGAGCCGUCGUCCUGCCGCUGACUCAGCUGCUGGUGACCAUCGGCCUUUACUUCUACUGUAAGGCCACCAGGGGGCGGAGGCCGAGCCGACAGGAGGACAUUGAGCUGGAUUAUGAUGACCUGGGUGUUCCUGCUGAAGAGGAAGGAGCUCGGGGAGCAGAGUAGCAGCUCCAAGGAGCUCCUCUCACACACAUGGGUUUAUCAGCUCUUAUAGCUUUUAACCAACGUUAGAAAAUAUAGCUUUUACUCUGAAAGUCACCAGCAAUGUGUCAGUGCCUCAUGUUUCCUGACUUCCUGUCAGCUCCAAGCCCAUUGGUUCCCACUGAAGAUGAAGAUCUUUACAACACAUCACAAGUUAGUUUUAUUAUGAAAAGUCAAUGCAGUCGGUGCAGUUUGAAACCACAGACACACCAACCCAGGCCGCUCAGGAACUAAGUUGGCCAAUUAAUGCCAUAUAUUAAUGUUCAAAUAUCCUCUAAAAACAGUGUUACAAUACCCAAUGUUUGAACCUAAUGUAGUGAUUCCUGAGAUAACAGGAGGAACGUGUUACAGCGCCACCUAGUGUUGGAUUUGUAGACCUCGAUAGUAGCUUGAUUUUGGUCUGAAGAGAUUGUUUGUAAAAAAAAAAGAAGCUUUUUCAGAGAAAUCCGAUUAUAUUUGUAAUUUGCCAAAAUGUAUAAGAUUUUAACUUUUCUUUAAUGUUCUUAUUUCACAUGUACUGAGCUCAGUUUGUAAUCAUUUUCAAUCAUUCAGGAUUUUUCUUACGUUAUAUCAUUUUUGAUGGUAUUUUCUGUAUGUUGUAGUAAUUUAGCUGUUUUGAAGAACUCCACCUAUUGGAGAGCAUUCCCAAAUUCUUAAGAUAUUAAAUACUAACAUGUUGUAAUUACAAAUGUACAUCAUUUGGUAGAAGUUUCCUUUUUAAAAGGUAAUGUGCUUUGUUAUGUGAUCAAGAUGUGCUUGUUUUUGUAUUAUUGAGGAUUGUACUUAUUUCACAAGAUGAUCAAUAAUAUGUAAUCAUUACUUUUUGGACUUUUAUGAAACAUUUUAAUUUCUUUAGAAUUUCACUUUUUUCAAAGAAUUCAGAUUAUUUUUGUGAUUUAGGAUUUUCCCAAAUUCAGGAAAUUAAUGAUUUCGUACUUAAAAUGUUAACAUUGUCCGCAAACAAGUGUUGUGAUUUUGGAACCGAGAAAUGUUUUUGCUUCAUGAGAAUUUUGAUUGAUUUAGUUGUUUUUUGCAUUUCUGAAGAAUUUAGCUUUCGCCAAUUAAGGUUUUUUGAUGUGGCUUUUUUUAACAAAUGUUGUAUUUGAAUAUUUUUCAUGAUUUUGCUUAAAUCUUGCAUCACAAAUUCUACUUGAUUUUAUAAUGAAGAGUUUUGACCGAUUUGGUUUCCAUGAGAUUACGAUGAAGCAAAUCGUCUUAAAUUCUGAACACAGCAGAAUCCUCCAGAAACCAUGACGAUGUUCAACAUCACUGUAAUAAAUGCUGUCAUUUGCUAUGUACCAAAAAAAUAAUAAAACUUCUUUAAUAAUC